Messenger RNA from Echinops telfairi (small Madagascar hedgehog), 1240 nucleotides. It is a transcript of the gene CCER1, whose product is annotated as coiled-coil glutamate rich protein 1. The record is from RefSeq and is a predicted model, not a curated record. Lineage: Eukaryota; Metazoa; Chordata; Mammalia; Afrosoricida; Tenrecidae.
AUGACCCAGACCCUCCACAAACGGGAGGACCCUCUCAACCUGGGCGGAGGCUGGGCAGCCUCAGCCCCCUUGCGCGCCUGGUCAUCAUGCCCCCGAAGGCGCAGGGGCACCCCGCUUUACAAACGGCGACCCCACUAUGGCCCCCAGGCUGAGUAUGAGCCCCCGAGGAAACAGCCGCGACAACAGCACAGCCCAGACCCUUGGUACCAACCCCCACGACGGCCCUACAGGGCAAUGUAUGCCAACCGGGGGCAUCCCGGUGGGCCCUGGUACCCGCCCCCGGCGGGAUUCUGCAACGUCCCCAGCGGGGUGCAAAUGAUCCGGGUGCAUGGCCUGCACCCUCUCUGCUUCUGCUGCUGCUCCUGUUGGUGUGGAGCCUGGCACCCCGGCUGGACCCGGCCCUACGGGAGGAAGAAGAGAUGGGGCCGCCGAGGCCGUGGCCUGCGCCGCCCGCCCCGCCGAGCCUUCCCCAGGAGCCCGCCCGUGGAUCUGCGGAUGCUGCUCCGGCCGGUCAACUUGUAUGGGUGGCGCGCGCCAGGCAUGCGCGCACCAAGGAACACCACACAGUUCAUCAUGAACCAGAUCUACGAAGACAUGCGGCACCAGGAGGAACAGGAGCGCCAGCAGGCGGCGCUGCAGGCCCAGCAGGAGCAGGCCAGCCCCCAGGCCCCGCCUCUGGCCGCCUCCGGGGGAGAGGCGCCCCCCAGCGGCUGUGCAGACGACGAGGAGCUGCAGGAGAUUUUGUACAGCACGGUGGCCUCCAGCCCAGCCUCUCCAGGGGAAAACCAGUGCCCCACCCCCCAGCAGGUAGAGGAGGAGGAAGAGGAGAAAAUCUAUGGCACGGAGGAGGAAGAGUGUGAGGAGGAAGUGUGUGCUGAGAAGGAUAGUGAGGAGGAGGAGGAGGAAGAGGAGGAGGAGGAGGAAGAGGAGGAGAGUGAGGAUGGAGAGGAGGUCGAAGUGGCCGACUACGAGGAGGAGGGGGAGGAAGAAGAAGAAAAGGAAGAUGGGAAGGAGGAGGUAGAUGACCAGAGAGAGGAAGAAAACCAUUUGCCUAUGGAAAUGCCUUUGUCAAUCCUAGUUGGGUCGGAAGAGAGAGAGAACUUUAUAAACUGCCAUUAUUUCAGCCCCAAACAGACAAAUCCCCAAGUGCCGCCAGAAACGGAAACUCUCUUCAUGGAACAGGACAUUAACUGGUAGCCAUCGGAAAAGGAUUAAGGACUAUAAUGGAACUGAAUGAAGG